AUGGAGUUGAUGAAUAAAGAAACAAGCUAUUGGAUGAUCGCACUACCUGCCGUUUUUGGAUCACAAAACCUACACGAUAUUUCCGUCCUUGGCUAUCUCCUCCUCGCCCUCGUCUCUCUCUCUUUACUCACGUGGGCUCUCGCCGGCGGCGGUGGCGGCGCAUGGAAAAACGGCCGUAACCGGGUGGGUCGGGUGGCGAUUCCGGGCCCUCGGGGCAUACCAGUACUCGGCAGUCUUUUUACUCUCAGCCGCGGCUUGGCUCAUCGGUCGUUAGCCGCCAUGGCUUGGAGCCGAGCCAACACCGAGAUUAUGGCUUUCAGUCUCGGCUCUACACCGGUGAUCGUAGCUUCUGAGCCGAACACGGCUCGCGAGAUUCUGAUGUCGCCUCACUUCGCGGACCGGCCGGUUAAGCAGUCGGCUAAGAGUCUCAUGUUUAGCCGCGCCAUAGGUUUCGCGCCGAACGGAGCAUACUGGCGCACGUUAAGAAAGAUCGCCUCGACUCACCUCUUCGCUCCCAAGCGUAUUUUAGCACACGAAGCUGGACGUCAGCUAGACUGCGCCGAAAUGGUGAAAGCUGUGUCAUCGGAGCAAAACGGCGCCGGAUCCGUCGUUUUGAGGAAACACUUGCAACUAACCGCCUUGAACAACAUCAUGGGGAGUGUUUUUGGCAAAAGAUACGAUCCUCUGACUCAGAAAGAGGAUCUUGAUGAGCUUACAUCAAUGGUUAAAGAAGGGUUCGAGCUCUUGGGUGCAUUUAAUUGGUCUGAUUAUCUUCCAUGGCUCGGUUAUUUCUACGACCCGAUUCGUUUAAACCAACGUUGCUCAGAUCUCGUUCCUCGAAUCAGAACAUUCGUCAAGAGAAUCAUCGACAAACACAGAUCUAGAGUCAUCAGUAACUCGGAGAAGACAAGAGACAUUGGAGACUUCGUUGAUGUCUUGUUGUCUUUAGACGGCGAUGAGAAGCUUCAAGAAGAUGACAUGAUCGCCGUUUUAUGGGAGAUGAUUUUUAGAGGGACAGAUACAACGGCGUUAUUAACGGAGUGGACCAUGGCUGAGCUAGUACUGAACCCUAACGUGCAAACCAAGCUAAGGAACGAGAUCGCAACGGCCGUGAGCGAUGGUGCUGACGUGGCAGAUGCUGACCUGGCGAGACUCCCGUACUUGAACGCCGUCGUGAAGGAAACUCUAAGGCUGCAUCCACCUGGACCACUUCUUUCGUGGGCCCGUCUAUCCACGUCAGACGUCCAGCUCAACAACGGCAUGGUGGUUCCAAAGGGAACUACCGCAAUGGUCAACAUGUGGGCCAUUACUCACGACCCGACGGUUUGGUCCGACCCAUUAAUCUUUGACCCGGAGAGGUUCACCGGGUCUGGUGACGUGGACAUUCGCGGUGGGGAUCUAAGGCUUGCGCCGUUCGGAGCCGGGAGGAGAGUUUGUCCGGGGAAGAACAUGGGUUUAGCGACUGUGACUCGGUGGGUGGCAGAAUUGGUUCGACGGUUCGAGUGGAGUCAGGACCAGAACGAGCCGGUUGAUCUUGGUGAGGUCUUGAAGCUUUCUUGUGAGAUGGAACAUCCGUUACGUGCCGUUGUAACGGAAAUAUUUUAA
Molecule: messenger RNA, 1605 nt
Organism: Arabis nemorensis
Lineage: Eukaryota; Viridiplantae; Streptophyta; Magnoliopsida; Brassicales; Brassicaceae
Source: the annotation of a GenBank genome assembly